GUGACAGGUUAUGUUUGCAGUUCUAUCACUUCCUCUCAAACUGAUCAUUAUCUCAGGAAACUGUAAUCCUGAUCACUCUCUUUCUCUCUCAGCUCUCCCUCCUAGGUCAACAAAGCCCAUGACCUCCUCCAUGAGCCACAACUGCCUCAGGGAAGCCCCAGUCUUUCCCCUGCAAGAUGCCGAGUGGUACUGGGGAGACAUUUCCAGGGAGGAAGUCAACGAGAAGCUCUGCGACACACCUGACGGUUCCUUCCUGGUUCGUGAUGCUUCCACUAAGACACAAGGAGACUUCACGCUAACACUGAGGAAAGAUGGCCACAGCAAGUUGAUAAAGAUCUACCACCGUGAUGGGAAGUACGGCUUCUCAGAGCCCCUGACCUUCAGCUCCGUGGUGGAGCUCAUCUGGCACUACCAGCACCAUCCUCUGGUGGAGUACAAUGCUGUGCUGGACGUCAUGCUCACACACCCUGUAUCCCGCUUCCAACAGGUAGGCAGGAGACACCCACCCACACCUCUCCUCUACUCUCAGUCUCAAGACAGUCUUCAAAGAAUGGAAUAGAGUAGAAUAGAAUAUAAUACCAUUUUUGUGUCCAUUUGGAGAUGGAAGUUUGUGAGGGAGUGAAAUUUGCCUUUGGUUUCCUAAGUAAAUGGAAGAUAAUCGUCAUACACAGACAAGUUAGCCAAUCGGUUAGUUGUCUGCUAUAUUACAUUUGUCUGCAUGUCUGUACCCAGGAUGAGCUGGUGAAAGAGGACAGUGUUGAUGUGGCUGGGAGGAAGCUCCAGGAGUACCAUAGUCAGUAUCAGGAGAAGAGUCAAGAAUUUGACCGUCUAUACGAGGUCUACACUAAAACCUCACAGGAGAUCCAGAUGAAGAGAACAGCGAUAGAUGCCUUCAACGAGACCAUGCUGAUCUUCGAGGAGCAGUGUCGUGAGCAGGAGCGUUACGGGGAGGAGUGUGAGAGGAGCAGUCGAUCUGAGGGAACAGACAAGGACCUGGAGAGGUGAGUUUGGCAAACUAAGGCAACAACAUCGCUGCGUCUAUCCCACAUGGAAUCUCCUCAUAUGCUCAUAGUGUGGAUAGAUAGAUGUCUCUUUAUUGUUUCCUCCUUCCAACAUGCGUGCAGCUGUGUUUCAGCUUAGUGGCAUGACCCAUGACCCAUCUUUUGACCCCUUAUGACCAUUGACAUUUGCCCUUCCAGCUUCCUGAUGAACUAUGAGAAGCUGAAGUCUCGGCUGGGGGAGAUCUACAACAGUAAGGUCCACCUGGAGCAGGACCUGAGGACCCAGGUCCAGGACUAUAGAGAGACAGACCGGAGGAUCAACAGCCUCAGGCCUGACCUCAUAGAGCUACGCAACAUCAGGGACCAGUACUUCAAGUAAGUUGCAAUACUUCUAUUCUAUUUUAUUCCAGUCACUGUUAAUGAAAAGUAGCUUUUUUCAAGCCAUUCCCACUGGGAAAAACUAGUUGAAUAAACGUUGUUUCCACAUCAUUUCAACAACAAAAAUUAUAGGUGAUGACGUUGAAUCAACAUAAGGGAAUUUUGUCAUUUUUUCACCCAACCUUUAACCUAAAUCCAAUGACAUGGUGAAUUUAUUUGUUGAUUUCACAUUGAAUUCAUGUUAGUUGACAGCUCAACCAAAAUUAAAUCAAAACUAGACAUUGAAAUGAUGUCUGUGACCAGUGGGUUGGCACGGACGUAAUUUUUUUGUCCCUUUGGUUUGUCAGUUGGCUGAGUCACAAAGGAGUGCGACAGAAACGCAUUAACGAUUGGCUGGGGAUCCAAGACGAUAGCAGUGACGAGUAAGUAUUUCAUAGUAUAGACCUAAAUUCUUAUAAUACUUCUUAAUUGUACUUAGUUGUGCUUAGAAAUACUUGUAGUGCAUAUACUUGUUUAGAAAUGAUUAAAUACACAUUUAUUAAUAGUAAGCACACUAUUUCUUAAUGAUUGUUAUCAAUGAAAGGUUUUAACAAUGUCCUCCCUGGUGUGUGUGCAGUACCUAUGUGUUGAAGGGGGAACGGGAGAGGCUGGCGCACCAUGAUGAGGGGAGCUGGUUCGUGGGCGAGCUGAGCAGGACGCAGGCUGAGGAGAUGCUGAUGGACAAACCCACCGGAACCUUCCUGAUCCGAGAGAGCAGCAAGCAGGGCUGCUACGCCUGCUCUGUAGUGUGAGUGUUCUCUUCCUGUGAGAAAUGAAUAAUAUGUAAAUGGUCAUGAAGGAAAGGAGAUAGCUCUUGUAAAGCAGUUACUUCACUUUGAUGCAUGUUUCAAGGCUCAGGGGCUGCUACACUGGUACUAACGUAUCUUUAUUUUGUAACCUUUCAGUGUGAAUGAAGAAGUAAAGCAUUGCAUGAUCUACAGCACGCCACGUGGUUACGGCUUCGCUGAGCCCUACGACCUCCACUGCUCUCUGAAGGAGCUCGUACUGCACUACCGCCUCAACUCCCUGGCACAGCACAAUCAAGCCCUGGACGUCCGGCUGGCGCACCCCGUCCACGUCACCCCUGUCUCGUCAGCUUCGCCCCGCGCAGCCACAGAGGACUGCCUGCUACUAAAGACAGAGGAACACCAUCUUCUACAGACUUCUACUAAACUACCCGCUGGACUCCCUGCAGCCGCUCCAGAGAUGUAGACUAGACGGAUGUGGGACCUGUUUGCGUACUGUAGCAGUCCUACUAGGACAACUUGAGGGCGGAUGUGCUUGCGUACUGAAGCAACUUGAGGGGGAGGAUGAGUUUGCAUACUGAAGCUAUCCUACGGAGACAACUUGAGAGCGUACUUUUCUCGAAGAAGAAGAAUGUGUGAAAUUUGCACUAGGAUGAUUCCAACAGAUUUGUGAAUGUGAUUUCACUUGAUUGGAACUUUGACCGGAACUUGAAUGUCAGCUGGGACUUUGUGUUUUUAUAAGAUUCUGUUUGCUAUUGUUUUUUUUGUACCCAUUUUUUCACAUUCUAUUUUAUGGGAUACUAUUUGUUUUCAUUAGUGGGCCUAGUCAUCCAGUGGAUGACUGACAACAUGUACUACAUCACAAUAUGUUUAUAUUUGUCAAGUGCUCUUUUUUAUUUGGACUUCCAGGGCCCCAUUUUGACAACCCAAAGAACUGGUGCUAAUGUAAAAUGAGACCGUAAUACACCCAAUACCUUAGAAUUUAGAUUUCUUUCUAAAUUGGUGUGAUGUCCAUGCACGGCAGAUCAUUUAAAGUGGGUUUUAGAAUAUAAUGGUGCAGAAAAACAAGAUGGCUGACUCAGUGGCAUAGCUAGCUGUGUUACGUACCAAACUCGUUCUGAGUAUUUGAGUACAUAGUCAUGCAAGUAUAGGAACUGAUGUAGCGCAAUUUGACAAUAGCGCUGAUUUAUUUCUGUUGUCAAAUUAUAACCCAGUUACCAGUUGAUAUGUACUGUAUGUAGCAUAAACCAUUUUCUGGAUAUUCUUAGAACAACAUUUUCCAUAUUGUACCCAAUAACCAAAGCACUUCUUAUUAGUGAGAAAAUAUGUAUUCCGACCAGAAAAUUACGUUUAUGGUGAUGGGGGAAAAACACACCACACAUGUGCUUGAUCAAAACAUAAAUGGACUGUACAUUAUAUUCUGUUACUCAAAGUAUUUUUUUAUAUUAUAUAUAUAUCUUCUGAAAUAUGCCACAGAAGAUAAAAGCUUGAGGAAAGUGCAAUCCAACAGUAUUUGUAAUGUUAGAAUUGAAUGAUUAUGAUUAUCGGGGGUCAUCAGCAUUUGCCAUAGAAAUGCACUAACUCUUGAUUGGUGGCAUUAUUCAUCUGAUGUGACCAUUUUUAAGAACAUUUUGUGUGAACUGCCAGAGGCGCGGAAAUGUUAAUUCUGUCUCUAUUACUUGAACUAUGGCAUUGCUCAAUACAAGCAAUGAAUGUUUCGUCAUGACAUAUAGGCCUACAUAGCUUAAGAGGAAAGUAGUCCAUGUUGUUCUUAUCACAUUUGUCAAGUUUGAGAACAAUAGACACUGAGAGACUGUAAAACUUGUUUUUGUGGUUGGUUCGAUGGAAGGUGUUUUAGUCUCUCUUUAAAAACUUCACGGGAGGAUUGAGGAAACUCCUGGGGCGAAGUUAAGCAAUGUGAGAUUAUUAACCUUUUCUUGCUGAAAGACAAUAAACUGAUGAGGG
Messenger RNA from Coregonus sp. 'balchen', 4129 nucleotides. NCBI's taxonomy places the organism in Eukaryota, Metazoa, Chordata, Actinopteri, Salmoniformes, Salmonidae. The record is from the annotation of a GenBank genome assembly.